Messenger RNA from Desarmillaria tabescens, 1828 nucleotides. RefSeq lists its product as uncharacterized. The coding region runs from base 439 to 1740 and encodes 433 amino acids. Lineage: Eukaryota; Fungi; Basidiomycota; Agaricomycetes; Agaricales; Physalacriaceae. The record is from RefSeq and is a predicted model, not a curated record. The transcript is spliced from 10 exons.
GAAGCUCGGAGCCGAAAGACACACAGAUUACUGGCCGUGUACCCCAAAGUGAACUACUAUCUGAAUUCUGGAAACUCCUUAGUAAUCGCCAGAAAACAGGAAAUUCCAAAAGGUAUAAGAAAAAGGAGGUCUCAGAAGUGAAGAUAUCGUCCCUAGUAAGCAUCCAUGUAAUCCGCUUUACUUGCUAGCGUUCCCACUACAAUUCUUCCAUUCGACGGGCUUCAACUUCGACUCGGCGAACUAAAAGAGUCGGAUACGCACUGCGGGCCGUCUCCCCGUUUUGACGUUUUGACGUCACCCCAAGCUGGUUCUUAUCUCCCACCAAGCUUCGAAUUCUCCCUACGGCAAUCCACGGGACUCCUACCAGUGGUAUCUCAUGAUAGGCCUCGCACUUAUCAACUCUCCCAGCAACUGAACUUGGGUUAAUCUCAAACUCCCAUGGGUAUUGAUAUCUUCAGCUACGAUCUCGCAGCAGAGCAUUCUGCUCUUCUGCUCCUUUCUGUGGUUGUCAUCCUUGGGAUAGCUGGGUUUUUGUCUUUGAGACAACAUAAGACUGCCGGAUCGCCGUCCCAGUUGGUUUCGGAUAUCAAAGUAGAACGUGCUCCUGGAGAAUGGACGCCGAAGGAGUUUCGGUAUCCUGAUUUUCCUUCGUGUUCUCGGAGCCUAUCGGACAUCAAACCGAUUCCGUACAGACCCUUUCGGUGGGGACAGUACAAUGUCACGAUGGGUAUCCGUAACAUGCCCUGGGAGGAUUGGAUCGAGCUCGACGAUCAGUUUAAUACGUACCAUCGUAUUCGCGAACGUCGCAUUCGCACGCAGGGUGAGAACGUCGUGCGUGUUCUACCGGCUAGACCUGUUGUUGGUUCGGGAGCUUCAGCUGCUAUUGAGUUAGUUCAUGAAUUAGCAGAAUACUUGCACAAGAGAUAUCCGGCGGCUUUUCACGUUACCCGAGCAGAAGGCGCUAUCAAGACUAUUAGGAUCCUUCCAGUGGAUGCGACCUAUGAACUACCGCCUGCUUUACUAUCAAGCAGUAAAGGUACCUCGCCGCCGCGUAUUCGCAAAGUGGAAGCAAGAGAAGCUGAGGAAGCCAUGAAAAUUGCGGCGCUAUUAGUGCAGGAUGAUCUGGCGCUGAUGGUCGAAGGCGCUGAUGGACGUUACUAUUUCCAAGCAGGAGCAAUAUGUGUUCCAGGCUUCUGGCGUAUGCGGGACAAGAUAGGCCUACCACUUGAUGAGAUACACCUUUCUGGAAACGUCCCUCAGUAUCGUGAGAAGCUGCAUACGAGUUUUGAGCGAUUCUUCCGCCGUCUCCCUGUUGACAAGCCUGUCAUCCGUAACAAUUACUUUGUACAAGUCGUCCGACCUCAAGGUAAGGAUGGAGGUGUCGAAGAUGACUCGGUGGACCCAGAAGAAUUAGCUUGGUCCACGACGACGAACGGGCCUGAAGGGGAAUUCGCACAUGGACAUCCUGCGCAUCCUCCUGAGCAAUUACGAACAGAGCGCCAGACGUUGCGACGAUUGCCUCUUUCUGAACGUACUGUGAUCCCGAUUGUAGAGUUGGCGAAAGAGCCGGGUGUCCCGGCAAGGAUGGCAAGCGCCGUGAGAAGCUGGCCGGACAGCGUAGAGAGGUACAAAGGCAAGGAGCUAUAUGGAAGUAUUUUGGUGGAAUACCUGGACAAGUGCGCGCAAGAACAGGCUGAGAGAGGUGUAAAGGAGGAUCCCGCGAAGAAGUACCCGUUCUAGACUGUAGAAAAAAGAUUCAUAUGGUUAUGUCAGAAGGGUGUGUCACCAGGAACACGCGUGGUAACAGCUGGCUUAUGUGCCUGGAGGG